GGUGAGUGUCUUCUGAAUUGAUUCAAAUUUUAAUUUGAUUUAAUUAGAAGAAAAAACUGAUUAAUAGAAUAAAUAAAUAACUAAAUGAAUAAAUAAAUAUAUAAAUGCUUUAAUUAAUUAAAUACUGAGAAAUUUUUUUGGAGUAUAGCAAUUAGCAAGAGAUCUAAGAAACUUUGAUGUUAAGUAAAUAUGUUUUUGAAAAAUGCUUUAUAUCGAAAGACAGACAACUAUGUUCCAACGUCUGAUCGUCGUGUGUUUUUUUCUGGUUCUAAAUAGGGCAAGUGCCGCGUGCCCUCCUUGCCCACCUCUUCCUAAACCAUGCCAAAGUCUUGUGGUCCUAAAAAGUACCGAUGAUCCAAGGUGCUUUUGUCAGACUUGUUCUAGUAGAUGCUACGAUCGGUAUAACCAAUGUCCGGCUGGUCAACAGUGCGUGGUAGAGCAAAUGUCUUGCCCAGGGUUUAAUUGUGUGGGAAUUAUGAGUGCAACUUGCGUCCCUUGGUCGGGCUCCUGUGUGCCAAUAUCUUGCAGAUGUCCAAUAAGUGGCUUCCUGAAGGAUCCUAACAAUUGCAACACCUGCACCUGCAAUGACCCCUGCGCCGAGCUCGCCUGUCCAAACGGUUGCCGACAACAACCAAUGAUAACUCCAGAAAGUGAGCUUAGAUACACGUGCAAAUAAACUCACACGCACACACGCUCACACACACAUUUAUACACAUUCACACACACACACGCACACACACACACGCACACACACACGUGUUUCUUAAAAACAAUUCUUCUUGGCUAAGUAUUAAUUGUACAAUGAUUUAUUUUACGAAUUAUCACCUUUUUCAUAUUAUUGAUCGAUAUAAGUAAAUAAAUAAAUGUAAUAUA
Messenger RNA from Helobdella robusta, 873 nucleotides. RefSeq lists its product as hypothetical. NCBI's taxonomy places the organism in Eukaryota, Metazoa, Annelida, Clitellata, Rhynchobdellida, Glossiphoniidae. The record is from RefSeq and is a predicted model, not a curated record. Bases 203 to 676 code for a protein of 157 amino acids. The transcript has 6 exons.